Molecule: messenger RNA, 435 nt
Organism: Zingiber officinale
Lineage: Eukaryota; Viridiplantae; Streptophyta; Magnoliopsida; Zingiberales; Zingiberaceae
Exons: 1
Coding region: 1-435 (144 amino acids)
Source: RefSeq, a predicted model, not a curated record
AUGCCCAAGGAGGGAAUCGCGGCAACUCCUUUCCACCUAAUGUAUGGCGGUGAAGCAGUAGUCCCCGUCGAAGUCGGAGUUGAGUCUGAUCGGCUACAGCACUAUGAUGAAGAUAACGCCGAGCGGAGGUUGCUGGAGCUGGACUUGGCAGAUGAAUCGCGCGCUAGAGCCGCCAUCCGGUUAAUGGCCUAUCGCCAAAGGAUGAAGCAGAACUACAAUCGGAGGGUGAUUCCAAGGUCGUUCCAAGUAGGUGAUCUUGUAUGGAAGAAGGUAAAGUCAGUCGGCGACAUCACCAAGCUAGAAACCCCAUGGGUUGGACCCUUCAAGGUCGUGGAGAAGCUCCGAUCAGGCGCCUAUUACUUGGAGGAUGAGGGCGGUCGACGACUGGAGCGACUGCGGAGUGCAAACCAUCUUCAGCCUUACCGAGUUAGGUGA